AGCGACGUGACGUCUCGAGUGCGAUGACGUCUUUCUACUAACCAACAUGGCGAAAAAACAACGUGGGGAAAAGGCAUCUUCGCCAAAUACGGCGGAUAACGUUAAUCAGACAGAAUAUUUCAGUUUAAUGCUGGAGUCCAGUGACGACGAGGCUCCUGAGGAGGUGACCUUUGAAGACUCGAAGGCUGCGGCGUUCCAGAGCAUGAAACAAGCGCUGGACACAGCCAGAAGGGAAAAGGAACUGCUGAAAGAGAAGAGAAGGAAGAGACAGGAACUGUUUCAGGAACAGAAGAAAAGAAAACUUUUACCAGCUGACGUGUUGGAGGAAAUCGACUCAGUUCCUUCAAAGAAGCAGAAACAGUCUGACGAAGUUGAGGAGGAGGAGCAGCAGGAGGACGAUGGGGAAGAAGAUAAGACUAGGAAGAAGAGAAAGAGGAGAGGGAAGCAAGCACAUGCCCGAAAUCUGAAAGGAAACUACACGGUGACAACAGUGAAGGAGGGAGCGGCUGUGUCCUUCCAGCAGCAGGCGGCCCAGGAUUUCCUCCAGUCCAGACUGUACGGACCGGGAAGCUGCAGGACUACAAGUAACGAGCUGCUCUCUCUCCAGAACAAGAAGGGGAUGAAUAAAAGUGCAGCGGUGCAGUUUGUCAAGAAAGACUGGGCCAGUAAAGAAAAAGCCAAAUCUGAGAAGUUGAAGAAGAGGUGGCUCCACAAGCAGCAGAUUCCUUCCUGCUGACCUACUACAAGAACCUCGACCCGGGCCAGUGUGAAAAACGUUCGAUGCACAGACUCUGCUGCUCCUUCUGCCACUGAACGUAAACAGACACUGGUCACAGGAGGAAGAGGCGCUUUCGGGACACGGCAGCAGCCAGAACUCCUCAGGACGUCAAAUGUGCAGCAGCAGCAGAUUACGUUCGAGCCCUUCCCACCACUUCAACAACAUAAAUGGGGUUCUCAUAAUUUGAACUUUUUGUUCCUUUAUGAAUUCAACAUACUUUUUCUCGCCAGUUUCUUAAAGAGGACAACAUGUAAAGAUACAGUUUUUAGUUUAAGGUUGUCUGUAACCUUCUACUCAGAUGAAGCGACCUUUGUUUUUUGUAAAAUCACAACCUUGUUUUAUCUGUAUCUUUUAAAUAUUUUUUUCAAGCCUUAGAUGCAGCUCAGAAAACUAUAAAAAUCUAUAGAACAGGCAUCUACUUUUGUCUUCAAACUACUGAGGUUUCUGCUGGAAAAACAAUUCCAUAAUGUUAUUAGGUGACUAUUUUUGCUGCAGUUCUUUGUGAUGAGAUUUAGUUUACAUACCUGAAUACGUUAAUUUGGGAAGCAGAAAUAGUGUGAUGGAAAUGUAUUCUUCCUGAAUUUGCAUCAGUUAGGGGGGGAAAAAAAACAUGAUUUCAAGUCUGUUUCAGUCGUGUUUCCUAAAACAAUGAUUAGUUCUUCUGGUAUAAAGCACACCAAUUUGUGUUUUUAUCCAACUGCAGAGACAAUUUUUGAGCAGAUAUUGAUAAUGAAAUCGUUUUGGGGACUUUAGAUUGAUCCUAAGCAUUUUGGAGACUGGUUUGGUUUAAACCUUUGAUAGACUUAUGAAUCGAGAAAAUAAAGUUAAGUUGCAGCACUGGAUAUAAGACUAGACCUUUUUUUAGUACUGAACAGAAAGUCGCUAGUGAUUUUCCCUUCAUAACAUCUGAUUGUUUCAUUUGAAUAAAAGGUGAGGGUAAAAACCAACAAA
Molecule: messenger RNA, 1729 nt
Organism: Centropristis striata (black sea bass)
Lineage: Eukaryota; Metazoa; Chordata; Actinopteri; Perciformes; Serranidae
Gene: nol7
Product: nucleolar protein 7
Exons: 8
Coding region: 47-736 (229 amino acids)
Cellular component (GO): nucleus
Molecular function (GO): RNA binding
Source: RefSeq, a predicted model, not a curated record